GGGAACCUUCUUUUCCUGACUCCCUGCGGCCGCAGCUCAUCAUUUGUCCCUGAUCCUUGUGCUUCGUUCCUGUUGCGCUUUUCUUGGGCCAUCGGUGGACUAGCCGUCGCGAGGGAGAAGAAGGCCACACCACAGGCGGGGAGAGGUGCCUCGACAUUGCCUUCCCCACGAUCUUCUUCCUUCAUCAAUCACAGGCAGUCCGGUUUCAUCUGUUUUGCUCCCUUCAGCCCCAUUCUUGAUGCCCGUGGAUUAUGGUGCUUGCUCCCAAGAUUUGUUGAGCAAACUAAGCUGAGAUGGAAGGCCAUGUAGCAAUGGAGGAGUGGAAGGAUCCUAAUCCACCAGAAUCCUUGAUGCGGGGCUUCCAGACCGGAACAUUUCCACCAGACGCAGAGGUUGCCAAGGCCGGAUUUGAGAAGGAAGGCCGGUCGCUGCCAAUGACCCCGCAGUUUGGCCAGAAGUCCAGUCCGGGCAGCAGCCUCGCCGAGAGAAUGCAGGCAAGAGCUGGAUUCAGGGUGCCAAAGCUCAGCAUGCCGUUCAGCACUGCAGUUGGAGCUGAUAAUUCAGUGCCAGGAGCUCCAUCGCCCUACCUCACGAUCCCUCCUGGUUUGAGCCCGGCAACACUGCUGGACUCACCAGUCUUCAUUUCCAAUGGCAUGGGCCAAACCUCGCCAACCACAGGGAAAUUAUUCAGGCUUGGUGGAACAAAUGACAAUGAUCCUAUUAGAUUUGGAGGCUCUCCACUUGGAGCUGGCCCUGACUCAUUUUCUUUCAAGCCUUUAGAUCUGAAAUCCUCACUCUACACUGCUGAAGGAAAGAAGGAAUCUUUAUGCAACAAUCAGCCUCCACUACCAAGCACUCAUGUUUCUGUCAAGACUGAAACUAAGAUUCAGCCUGUACAAGAGGCCAAUUUGCUGGGCAAACUGAAUCAGCAGAAUCAAAGCGGGCAGACCAAUUUGAAGAGUGGUUCUCAUGACUCCAAGCUCAGCCGUCUUGCACCUGUCACUGGUGCAGGCAAUGAACACGUAUCAUCCCCGCACGGCCAGCCCAUGGAGGAAGGCGACGCUAGGGGAGGAGACUACACAGCAAUUGCCACAUCUACACCGGCAGAGGAUGGAUACAGCUGGAGGAAGUACGGGCAGAAGCAGGUGAAGCACAGCGAGUACCCGCGGAGCUACUUCAAGUGCACGCACCUGAACUGCCAGGUCAAGAAGAAGGUGGAGCGAUCGCACGAGGGGCAUAUCACAGAGAUCAUCUACAAGGGCACGCACAACCACCCGAAGCCCACUCAGAGUCGCCGCCCAGGAGUCCCACCCUUGCACCCGUUUGGCGACGGUGCGCAAGCGGAGGCGCCCGACAACCAAGGGUCACAUUCAAACGUGGCAGGAGCGAGGCUUAACAAUGCGGGUAUUGAGGACCUGCAUGGAGACGGCACGGAUGCGACGUCACCCCCCUCUGUUCCCGGUGAGCUCUGUGACUCGUCAGCAUCAAUGCAGAUCCAUGACGCCGGUGGUUUGGAUGUGACCUCUGCCGUGUCCGAUGAGGUGGACGGGGGCGACAGGGUGACUCAUGGCAGUCUGUCCCAGGGUGGUGCCGAUGCUGAGGGCGACGAACUGGAAUCCAAACGAAGGAAGCUGGAGUCUUACACCAUCGAUAUGAGCACCGCCUCAAGAGCUGUUCGCGAGCCCCGCGUGGUGAUCCAGACGACAAGCGAGGUGGACAUCCUCGAUGAUGGCUACCGCUGGCGCAAGUACGGGCAGAAGGUCGUGAAGGGCAAUCCAAAUCCAAGGAGCUACUACAAGUGCACGCACCCGGGCUGCUCGGUGCGGAAGCACGUGGAGCGCGCGUCGCACGACCUCAAGUCCGUGAUCACCACGUACGAGGGCAAGCACAACCACGAGGUCCCGGCUGCCAGGAACAGCGGCCACCCGAGCACUGCAACGGCGACGGGCGCGGCCGCCGCGCGCAGGCCGGAACACCCAUCUGCGCAUGACGGCCUGAUGAGGCACCUGGGCAGCUGCGGUGCGCCGUUCGCCCUGCCACUGCCGUCUCGGGAUCCGCUGGCGCCGAUGGUCAACUACCCGGCGUACGCCUCCGCCGCCCUCGGUGGCAGCGGCGGCUCUGGGUUGCUGCCGAGCCUGCUCAUGCCCGGAGGAGGACCCCUCGGGCAGGUCGAGGGGCUGAAGCUGCCCAUGCUGGCGCAGUCUUCGCUGCAGCAGCAGCACCCGCUGCUGAGGCACCGGCAGGCGAUGCAGGCCGCCGGGCUCGUGGCGCCCAAGGCGGCGGACGUGAAGGUCGAGGGCGCCGGUGCCGCGGCGCCGUCGGUGUACCAGCUGAUGCGCAACGGGCUGCCGCUGGGCCACCAGAUGUAGAUAAUAAAAGAGAAGAGGAUUAGAGAGCUCUGAGCGUGAUUCUCAAGUUAGUUGCUUACCAGUCGUGUUAGGAUUAGUUCGUGAUAAGUACUACAGCGUGGAAACAAGCACCAUCCCUUCUUGCUUCCGGUUUUUUCACCCUUUUGUUAGUUCCAGCAAUCUUUUACUGCUUCUAUUCAUUUUAGCUUCAGUUAAGUUUUCGUUCAGCAACAGCAUUUCUUUCUUUUAGUGGGUUCAGCAACUCCA
This is a messenger RNA of Setaria italica (foxtail millet), 2615 nucleotides long. Its product is annotated as probable WRKY transcription factor 34. The record is from RefSeq and is a predicted model, not a curated record. NCBI's taxonomy places the organism in Eukaryota, Viridiplantae, Streptophyta, Magnoliopsida, Poales, Poaceae. Gene Ontology annotation, molecular function: sequence-specific DNA binding; DNA-binding transcription factor activity. Gene Ontology annotation, biological process: regulation of DNA-templated transcription. The transcript has 7 exons. The coding region runs from base 294 to 2369 and encodes 691 amino acids.